Molecule: messenger RNA, 1840 nt
Organism: Melanotaenia boesemani (Boeseman's rainbowfish)
Lineage: Eukaryota; Metazoa; Chordata; Actinopteri; Atheriniformes; Melanotaeniidae
Product: cytokine-inducible SH2-containing protein-like
Exons: 3
Coding region: 354-992 (212 amino acids)
Biological process (GO): phosphatidylinositol phosphate biosynthetic process; intracellular signal transduction
Cellular component (GO): phosphatidylinositol 3-kinase complex
Molecular function (GO): 1-phosphatidylinositol-3-kinase regulator activity
Source: RefSeq, a predicted model, not a curated record
GUGUGUGUGUGUGCGUUGUUUAAUUGGGUACGCGGGAAGCUGUGGGCUGCAACCUUUCUGUCGUUGCGGGCGCUGAAACACAAAACCUUUCCUGGAAACAGAUUCCGGGAACCUCCAUCAGUCCGCCUGAACUGCGCUACAGCUGCACUUUACAAAGAGCUCGCGCUCCGCUUCGGUCGCACUUUUAAUCUGCAGCAGAACACACGGAUAUAUUUUCUUAUUUUGGCUGCUGUGGUAAAUAAAUACUGAUAGUGAGAAUUUAUUGGAUUGCUGUUAAGUUUUUUUUAUUUUUAUUUUUUAAUGGUAGCGAUCAUUUUAUUUCUUCUUGAUUUAAGACCUAUGUUUGGUCAAAAAUGGUUGCCAGGGCAGUGACCAUUUUGCAUCAUGAGGAACAAGGAGGUUCCUGCUGCCCAUAUCCUUCCCCCCCAACUUGGGAUCCAGCAGAAGACCUCCGCUGCAUCACCACCACCUUCCAGUACCUACAGACCUCAGGUUGGUAUUGGGGCUCUAUCUCAGCUAGUGAAGCUCGAGAAGCUCUUCUGACAAAGUCUGAAGGCACUUUCCUGCUGCGGGACAGCACUCACCCUCAGUACAUGCUGGCCCUGUCAGUGAAGACUCGCUGUGGACCUACUAGUGUACGUAUAGAGUACAACAAGGGUUGUUUCUGGCUGGACUCCAUUUCCCCUGGCCUGCCUCACUUGAAGUCCUUCCCAGAUGUUCUUAACCUGGUCCAGCACUAUGUUGUCUCAGGCCAGACACAGCAGGACUUGGCAGCAAUUAAGUCCCAAACAAAGCCUGAAACUGCACAGUAUGCAGUUAAAGACAGUGGAGUCCCUCUGAAGCUUGUGCAUCCUCUGCACAGCAUGCAGGGUUUUCCUUCUUUGCAACACUUGACGCGCCUCACCAUUAACAAGCACACAAACUGCCCUGACCGGCUGCCUCUCCCAAAGCCUCUGCUGCGCUUCCUGCAGAAUUACCCUUUCUUUAUAUGAGGAUCUCUGAGAUGGAUAAAAUGAUACGAACACAGUCAGGGUCACUCUCCAUGACCACAUGCUGUGAAUCUGGGGCAGUGAAAGACCCAGCACAGCAGAGGAUGGUGCAAGGGGUAAAGACUGGUUAAGCACAAUAAACCAGAUUGACCUCAACCAUGAAUGAGCUCAAUCUUAUUCCAGCAUAAUUUUGUUUAAAUUAUUUUUCUGUUUGCCUCAGCUACUGUGAAAUGUGCAAUGCCAAUAUUUGAACUCUAUUAUUCUUUUUUAAUUUUCAUUAUUGUUAUUAUUAUUGGUGCACAUUAUACUAUCAAUAAAAAGCAUAAACUUGGGGUCAAUUUCUUUUUCCUUUUUAAUAAAGCAACCAAAAUCUAUAAAUAAUAAAUCAGUGAAAAGGUAGUAACAGUCUGCUUUGUCUUUUCAGCAGAUUUGGGUUUUGAAUGUGAAGAUCUCUGUUUUCUGAACUUAGGAGCUCAUUAAAAGUGUUGUUUGGAAUGAGUGUUAAACAUGAACUCGACUUCAUUAAAUCAAUAAAUCUGGUUAUUUACAGUUCAACUAACAGUGAUCCAAUGUAACACUUUUAAUGUCUGUUCAUCUCAGUUUCGGAAAUGCAGCAGAACAUUUCCCCAUGUAAUGUUAUUAUUAUUUUCUUUUCAUAGCUGUCGAUUCAGCAAAUUCAACACAUUAAGUAUGAAUCAUCAGGAUUCUUCCCUCCCUGCUUUUCUGGGUUUUAUUGGACAUAAAUAAAUCCAAUCAUAUUAUAAUCAAACAUUUACAAAUAUGGAGGAUACACCAAUAAGUUAUGUAUGAGUGAAAAGAUCAUGCUGUUGUUAUGUGACGUGCAGACUGGA